AUGGAUGGACAUGGUGAGCGCAACUCUCUAAAAGAGGCACCAAAUAACACGGAGAUGCUACUUGCUUUGCUGUCGCACAGUGACGAACUACGGAAAGAGAUCCCAGUAUGUGCAGGCUGCAAUCAACACAUCGUAGACCGCUUUAUCCUCAAAGUGCUGGAUCGCCACUGGCACAGCAAGUGCCUGAAAUGCAGCGACUGCCAGGCACAGCUGGCGGACAAGUGCUUCAGCAGGGGAGACAGCGUCUACUGCAAAGACGAUUUCUUCAAGAGAUUCGGGACCAAAUGCGCAGCCUGUCAGCAGGGGAUACCGCCCACACAGGUGGUGAGGAGAGCGCAGGACUUUGUCUACCACCUGCAUUGUUUUGCCUGCAUCGUGUGCAAGAGGCAGCUGGCCACAGGUGACGAGUACUACCUGAUGGAGGACAGCAGGCUGGUCUGCAAGGCCGACUACGAGACAGCCAAACAAAGAGAAGCAGAUUCGACCGCAAAAAGGCCACGAACAACCAUCACGGCUAAACAACUGGAAACACUGAAGAACGCUUACAAUAACUCUCCCAAACCUGCCCGCCACGUUCGGGAGCAGCUAUCAUCAGAGACAGGCCUGGAUAUGCGGGUUGUGCAGGUUUGGUUUCAGAACAGACGAGCUAAGGAGAAAAGGCUGAAGAAAGACGCCGGGCGGCAGAGGUGGGGGCAAUACUUUCGCAACAUGAAGAGGUCGCGGGGAAGCUCCAAAUCAGACAAGGACAGUAUCCAGGAAGAGGGAAUGGACAGCGACGCCGAGGUGUCUUUUACAGAUGAGCCACCGAUGUCAGAGCUCAGCCACACCAACGGCAUUUACAGCAGCCUGAGUGAGUCCUCUCCAGCCAUGGGUGGCCGCCAAGGUGGCAACAACCACGGCUCCUUCCCCCUGGAGCACGGCAUCCUCCCCUCUCAAGACCAGUUCCACGACAUCCGCUCCAACAGCCCCUACGGCCUUCCGCAGUCGCCGGGGCCACUGCAGGCACUACCCAGACACCAGCCUCUAAUCACCAGCCUGGUCUACCCUGACUCAGGCCUUUCUAUCAUGACCCAGGGCAGCGUACCCGGGAUCAACCCUGCCGUGAGGGUCUCCAUGGGGGCAGCCAACGGCCCAAGCUCGGACCUCUCCACUGGAAGCAGUGGAGGAUACCCAGACUUCCCUGCCAGUCCUGCCUCCUGGUUGGACGAAGUAGACCACGGGCAGUUUUGA
Molecule: messenger RNA, 1230 nt
Organism: Scomber scombrus (Atlantic mackerel)
Lineage: Eukaryota; Metazoa; Chordata; Actinopteri; Scombriformes; Scombridae
Gene: lhx3
Product: LIM homeobox 3
Exons: 6
Coding region: 1-1230 (409 amino acids)
Biological process (GO): neuron differentiation; regulation of transcription by RNA polymerase II
Cellular component (GO): nucleus
Molecular function (GO): RNA polymerase II transcription regulatory region sequence-specific DNA binding; DNA-binding transcription factor activity, RNA polymerase II-specific
Source: RefSeq, a predicted model, not a curated record